AUCGAACUAUGGCGACAACCACUCGCAGUGGGACCAGAAAUAAGGCUCUGCAGACUAGAAUACCGACAGGAAAAACUAUAGGAGUUGCAAACAGAAAUAAAAGCUGCACUUUUUUUUUUUUUUUCUUGAAUCAGUUGUCUUCUGUUGCUGUUAUUAUAGUCAAUUUAAGAAAAAUAAGUGAAAGUAAGACAGGGCAGAACAAAUGCAGUAGAUCAUUAUGGCUUCAGAUGCUAGUCAUAUGCUUGAGGCAGCCUUGGAGCAAAUGGAUGAUAUAAUUGCAGGCUCCAAAGCUGCCACAGAGUCCACCAAUGGCCUCUUUGACAUUGAGGCACCAGUGCAUUUGAGGUCCCUGCAAGUUUUACAACUUACGGAAGAGCUGAGAAUUGCAUUGGAAUUACUGACGAACGAAGGGGAGAAAGGGUAUUUAAGAACACAGAUCUCAGGCGUCACAGCACAGUAUCUGACGGACUGGCUAGAGACUGGCACAGCAAAUCCUCGCUCUUCUGUAAGCAGUGAAACGUAUCAAGAACGUCUGGCACGUUUAGAAGCAGAUAAGGAGUCACUGGUGCUACAGGUAAGUGUGCUCACAGACCAGGUGGAAGCGCAGGGGGAGAAGAUCCGGGACCUGGAGAGCUCUCUGGACGAACACCAUCACAAACGGCAAACCACACAGGAAAUGCUACAACAGGAGCUGCUGAGCAGAACUCGCCUCGAAACCCAGAAACUGGAUCUGAUUGAUGAAGUCUCACACCUAAAACUGAAACUAGUUGGAAUGGAAAAGGAGCAAAAUGAUUGCGACGAGAAACAGCACAAAGCUGAGGGAUUAGCACAAGAACUGAAGCUCCUAAAAAACAAAGUGGAUGAACUGGAGGGGGAAAAAUCUCAGUACGAAAGAAAACUCAAAGAAACUAAGGCGGAAAUAGCUGAUCUUCAGAAGCUGCUGGCAACAAAAGAUGCAGAAAUUGAACGUCUACAGACCCAGCUAUCAUGUAGAACUCCUGUAUCGAGUGACAGUGCAGACAGAGAUCAAGAAUUGCAAAGGUUGAAAAUAGGAAUGGAAUCCUUGUUGGCAGCAAAUGAAGAAAAGGACCGUCGAAUAGAGGAGCUGACGAUUCUAUUAAACCAGUACAGAAAGAUGAAAGACGCUAUGGCCGUGGCACAAGGCUCCUGUGAAAGAAUAUUGUCAGUAAGCAGUGAGGAAGAACUCAAUGGCAGUAUGGACACCAGAAACCCUGUGCACAAAACCAACAUAGAAAACAUUAGAUCAGAGAAGUCCUCCAGGUGUUCAUCGUUCUCCUUAGUUUCCCCUUCAUCUAUACAAAAUGAAUUAGAAACAAGCUUUAGAAGUAUACACACUUCUCCUGAACCCUUACUUACUCCAAACGAAGACAGCUUUGAAGAUCGACAAUGGGCACAGCAAAGGAUGUUAUCCAGUAGUUUGGAAGAAUUACAAAGUGGAUCAUUACAAAAGCAUGUAGUUGCAGAACCAGUAGAACCUGUUGUGUUGCCAGAGAGCCGACCAUAUGUAGAAGAUAACAAGUAUCAGACAUUGCCUGGAAAAUUCUCUCGGGCAAAUCAUAAUGGAGACAAUGAAAAAUACAAGCCCUCAGGUGUCCAAAGAGAUAAGGAUGAGGAUGAAGACAGUGAAUUCAACCUAAACCGCAGCAGGAGUGCCAGUGCUCCAGCUUUAGGAAAGACACUAAAAGCCGAUGACGCAACCCUAAGUUCAUCUGACCUUUCACCUCAGUCCUCUGGAGUAGACUCAGCCCAGCAGUCUCCAGUGUCGCCACAAAACAGAAAGAAUCCCAAAGGAAUCAAGAAAUUUUGGGGAAAAAUACGAAGAACCCAGUCAGGUAGCCUUCAGUCAAGUGACCUGGGCAUGUCGCAAUUCCAAAGAGGGGGGCUGCGGGCCACAGCGGGGCCUCGUCUGGCAAGGACUAAAGAAACAGGAAACACAACAAGUGACCGGAAUGCUCCAUUUUCUCAGUGGAGGACAGAGCAGGUUUGCAGCUGGCUGGAGGAUUUUGGUCUGAGCCAGUAUGUGAACCUGGCAAGGCAGUGGGUUAAAACUGGACACACACUCUUAACAGCAUCCCCUCAAGACCUGGAAAAGGAAAUGGGAAUUAAACAUCCACUGCACAGAAAGAAGUUACAGUUGGCACUCAAAGCAUUCAGUAUGAAACAGGCAGAGAAAUCUGCAGACCUGGACCAUAUCUGGGUGACACGUUGGCUAGAUGACAUAGGGUUACCUCAAUACAAAGAUCAGUUCAAUGAAGGACGAGUUGAUGGAAGGAUGCUACAGUACCUAACAGUGAAUGAUCUCCUGUUUCUUAAGGUCACCAGCCAGCUCCAUCACAUCAGUAUUAAAUGUGCCAUCCAUGUACUGCAUGUCAACAAGUUCAACCCAAACUGCCUGAGACGCAGGCCAGGAGACGAGCAGAACAGCUCGCCCUCUGAAGUAGUGCAGUGGUCGAACCAUCGGGUGAUGGAGUGGCUUCGCUCAGUGGACCUGGCGGAGUAUGCCCCAAACCUGAGAGGUAGUGGAGUUCAUGGCGGGCUAAUUAUUCUGGAACCUCGUUUUAAUUCUGACACCUUGGCAAUGCUCCUCAACAUUCCUCCCCAAAAGACGCUUCUAAGGAGGCACCUAACCACAAACUUCAACACGCUGAUUGGUUCAGAGGCCCAGCAAGAAAAGAGGGAGUUCAUAGAGUCAUCUAGCUACGCACCCCUGACCACCACAGCAAAAGUCAGGCCAAAGAAGCUGGGAUUUUCAAACUUCGGGCAUCUAAGAAAGAAGAAGUUUGACGAGUCCACAGAUUAUGUUUACCCGAUGGACACAGUUCAGUCUGCAACGAAUGGAGCCCAAAAGGGCUAUGGGGGACACAGGAGACUUAGUCCUGUCUUUGACAGGGACUUGCAUAGACUGGAGCAGGUGGGACAAAGCUGAUGUUACACAAACCCAUCCCCAUAGGAAGCUUGCAAACUAUAACAUUGUGCCAUCAUAUAACAUUCAAACUCCUGAACCUUUGGCAUGAUUACUAUUCAGGACAUACUAAACUGGAUAUUCACUGGAAGAAUUUGUGUCAUUUUUUUAAAUGAACUGACAGCCAUGAAGGAUUCAGCAUUUUAGUAUUGAACUGCAUUAAAAUCAUCUUUUUCAUUAUUAUUAUUUUUUACUACUACUACCAAAUGGUCAUGCUAUUUAAAAAAAAAAAAAAAAAAAAAACUUUUUGUAGUCAUUCAUUUGUGCAUGUUAACCUGUAUACAUACAUAUUGUUAAGACUGUUUAUUGACUGUACACAGAAAGUAUUAAAACUUUUUUUUUUUUAAAUCAUUAUUUCUGUUUUCAAAUACCAAGAAAGGUAUUUCACUGCUAUAGGUAAAUGAGCAGAUUUUUUUUUUUUUUUUAAUAGGCACUGUGCAAAUGUUCAUUUAGGGUAUAUUUAAUAUUUAUAUGGUGUAUUCAUGUAAUAUACACCCCUGAGAAACACUAAGAAAGUCUACAACCUGUUUAGCUGUUAUAUGAUGUUUGGUAUUUUCAUUAAAAGAAAAAAAAACACAACAUAUUUUUGUAGCAUUACUAUGCUGUUGUAAUUAAUCAUAUUCCUAUAUUUCAGAACUGUAAAUAGAAUUAUACAAAUUUGGAUUGGGUUACAGCAAAAAAUCUUCAAAUAAUCUUGUUAAUUAUUUUUUUCAAUUAAGUACACAAAUAUGCUUCAUACAUUACAAUGCUCAUCACCAGUUAUUUUUGAGUGCUAUGCCCUCCGACCUCACACUUGUUCAAAGAAUCCUUACCCAUGCAUCUCUCUAGAUUUCAAUAAUAGUAAAUUGUACAUUAACAGCAUUAUCUUAAUUUGCAUGAUUAACCAAAAAAAAAAAGAACUAAUUUUCUAACCUGCUGUCACCAUAAAGUAUUUUUGGUUGAAUUGUGUAAUACAAGUGCGAGUUGGGAGUGUAACAUUGUGCAUCCUCUUUGGAAUCAGCUCAAGGUAUGAAGUGUUUAAUUAUAUUUUCUUCACAGUAUUUUAACAUUAGGUUAGAUCUCUCCCCUGUCCUUAACCAUAAACAGAUGUGUACAUCAUUUACCAGUGUAGACUGUUUUUUGCAACAAACAAAACCCAACAACCUGUCAAUCACUGCCUAGAGCGGCACAGCCUUCUCUAGUACUUUUGAAUUUAAAAUAUUGUUUAAUCAAAUCCUGUUGGUACACAAGGGACAGAUUCUAUCACUAAUUUACAGCCAUCAUCUAAUUCACAGUGAUGUCACGGGGGAGCCUCCAUCGAGUGCUGACCCUUUAACACUAAUAGCCACUGAGCAACUCAGGCUCCAGGGCAUACAGUUAAUUGGCACAAGUUUAUACUGACAUAUGCUGUCCUUCAGACCAUACAAGUUACAAUAAGUAUUGUUUUAAAAUGGGAGACUAAGACAUAUCAUGAAAUUAACCUUACACUGCAUAAUGACUAUAAAAUAUUAUUUCUGGAUGUUAUCUAAAUGUCUUUCACAGCACUAAAGCAGCGAGAUAAUGUUGCACAGUAGUUGGAUGCCAGCGUGUAGUUUUUUUGUCUAAUAAAAUAUAUACACUUUUUAAAA
Messenger RNA from Polyodon spathula (Mississippi paddlefish), 4590 nucleotides. RefSeq names its product PPFIA binding protein 2b (gene ppfibp2b). Gene Ontology annotation, molecular function: protein binding. NCBI's taxonomy places the organism in Eukaryota, Metazoa, Chordata, Actinopteri, Acipenseriformes, Polyodontidae. The record is from RefSeq and is a predicted model, not a curated record. The transcript has 27 exons. Gene Ontology annotation, biological process: neuromuscular junction development. The coding region runs from base 218 to 2947 and encodes 909 amino acids. Gene Ontology annotation, cellular component: presynaptic active zone.